GUGGUGGUUAAUUAAUGAUAUUACCUUCCGAAUUAAGAUCUAUGUACGAAGAAGAAAGACUAAGAACCUUCCCCGUGCUCGCCACAUUCCAUCGUCCAUCCCUGCUCGCAUUGUCCAAGCAUUCAGACAACAAUGAUAAAUUAGGAAAAGCAGAGAUGGAAGCAUAAACAUUGGAUUGAAGCAAUUGCAGAAAAAAUGAUAACUGGUGGCGAUUCUCUGAAACUGCUCUUUCUCCUCCCGAUUCUCCACCAACUCAUCCUGCACUCGGCGUCUGCCAUCUGCGAACUCGGUGUCGUUGACCGCAACAGGCUCUACAACUACACCUUGGCCUCUCCCACCCGCAAUUUCCCGCAUGGCGUCCUCAGCGAAGAUGGGUUUUACAGGGUGGCAGUAAAUGGGAGUGUGCUCUGGUUUCAGCUGUGCGACAGAAUGAUAUUCAACCAUGAUCCACCAAAAUGCGUUGAGUGCCUGGAUUGUGGGGGUCCGUCACGCUGUGGCAUGGGCUGUAGUGCACUUGUGUCUAACAACAUAGGAGGUUAUCAUGUAUGUACCACUAUUGGACAUGCCUCAAACAUGGAUAUUGAUCUCAUUGAUAAAAGGAAUCCCCACAUUGGUGUCACCAUUAAGAUGUCAAGUAGUGGCUCGGCACUUAACUGCUCACUCUCUGUGUCUGUUGUCUGUGAUUCAAAAAGAGUUAAGGGACCAAAUUCAUUCAAAAAAAUCGGGGGCUGUGAUUAUUCUACGGAGCUAAGGCAUCCCUCUGGUUGUGCAGAGAUAGUGUCAAUUCGUGGGAAAGGAUGGGGCUGGUUUGGCACCCUCAUGGUUAUAUUCUUUUGUCUCUUUGGUGCUUAUCUGCUGGCUGGUACAGUUUAUCGGUUUUUUGCCCUUGGAGUUCGUGGUAUAGAUGUUAUUCCAAACUUGGAUUUUUGGACCAGCUUACCUCGCAGACUAAAGAGUUUGUUUAUAUCUUUAGUGCGGAAAUUUAGAGGACCUUCUCAAGGUUACCGAACCUCCUAUUCUCCAGUCAACUUUUGAGAAAUCCAACCUUCACUCACCAAAUUCAACUGUAGAAUCAGUUCCCAGUCUUCUCCGUUCUGCAGCAAACCUUGCAAGCAAAUGCAAAUGGGUUCUUAUUUUACAUCGGAAGUGGCUUUCUUUAUAUUGAAGAUCGACGCCUUCAUGAAAGCAGACUUCUCAAAUCCUUGGCAGAAUUAUAGCCAUAUCUCGACAUGUGAUCACAGAGUGCUCUUUCCCCCCCAACCUCCCCUUUACUGAUGAUGUUUGAUUAAAUGUAAUUUUUUCUUAAAAUGACAAAUAUGAGGUACUAUUUUGGCAAGUUUUGUAGCAUUUUUGUUUGUUGUCAUUCACAUCCACAUCCACAGGGUAUUGCAUUUUUCAGCAACUGAACCAUAUUCAUUCUUGGCAAUGUUGGCCAUAGCCAUACUAUGCAUAUGAAAAAUAUUCAAAGUUUUGAACUGACCUGUGAUUUUCCUAUGCAAAUGAGAAUUGAGAAGAUGCAACCAGUGCAGGCCCCAAGAAGCAGAGCAGCUGGUGGUAGUUGUAUUGCACCCAAGCAAUUCGAAUGAACAGUUAAAGAAGCCUCGGGUUGAGAUUGUUUCCUUCCCUAUCUUCUGUAAUAUAAAUAGCCUCUGGCAGUGUUGUCCAUGUUUAAAUUAAAAGCUUGCCCUUUGUCUCUUCAACAUCGUAAUUGACACUCUUUGAUGAAUGCAAUAGCAAAAAAUGAAUUAUAAAAA
This is a messenger RNA of Malania oleifera, 1754 nucleotides long. RefSeq lists its product as uncharacterized. NCBI's taxonomy places the organism in Eukaryota, Viridiplantae, Streptophyta, Magnoliopsida, Santalales, Ximeniaceae. The record is from RefSeq and is a predicted model, not a curated record. Bases 196 to 1035 code for a protein of 279 amino acids. The transcript is spliced from 11 exons.